AUGGAAGUGAAAAUGCAACAUCGGUCACGGGCACACAUGUUCCAGAUACAGGUCAAAGCGCUGAUCAAGACGCUGAAAUGUCUGCAGUCAGACGAUAAAUACCAGGCACUGCUGUUUCUUAUUUCGGCCAUCAAGUUGUACGUCAAGUUCCUAUACAACGAUUGCCAGGAACGGCUCUGCAAGCCAGCAAUACUCAAAGAGUUGAACAAUAUUGAAAAUGUGAUUGUGGUGAACCUGCUCAAAUCGCGAAGCGCGCCUCCGUCAGGCUCAUCCUUAUCGGUAGCCACAGGCCACACGACCGUAUCAUCGUACGGCGAUGACAUUGUGGGCAAAUCCUGCCUCGACAUUGACACCAGCACAAGUGUACGCUGUACGGAUGUAUCGCUCGGUAGCGAUGGUUUGUUGUUGAUGCAUCCACACCGAACCCAUGGAUCCUCGCUUGCACCCUGGGACCUUCGGGGGAAGCUUUUGCGUGGCAAUCUCUUCGAUGGACUGCCACUGACCGGCAGUGUGGAACUAGGUACGAAUUACACCAGCAGAGGUGGCUCGUUGCUAAAAACGGGCCAACGGGUGGCUAGUGCGAAUCGAUGGUUGGGAAAUGUACGAAUGAAUCGGGCGCUGGUUCGUAUGAUCGCAAAUCACGAUUUUAAACUGCUGUUCAACAUGUUCGAACAAAGCAUCUUUCCUGCGUGGAAAAUAUACAAAAAUGAACGAAUAUUUGUUCGAAAACGGCCCGCCCUAACGACGGUAACGGUACGCACCUCGCUUCCCGCCAUUUGCUACGGCAGCGGAUCGUCACACUCGCCACCUGCAACGUACAUCAAGAAGGAGGAAUUCGAUUUCGAUCCUCCGUACUCGAUUGCUGACGACCACUGUUUCGAGGAGAUCAAGGACGAGGACGACGAGGACCUGUUGCUGAUGAAGGAAGACGAUUCGAUUGACAACUCGAACGAAAUCUUCUCGGAGGAGGAAUCUUCGACGAACAACACCUCGCUAAUGCUAUCGUCCGACACCAACACGCUGGAUACGAAUGAUUCGAGCAUGGUUUCGCACGAGCGCAAUAAGGAACAGGUGUACCAGUGCUUACUAUGUGAUAAAAGCUAUAGGAAACGCAAAUCUCUUGUCAUCCACUUCAGUCACCAUCCAGGAUUUUGUCCCGAUUGUGGCAAGCAGCGAGGAGUAACCUCCGAGGAAAUCGUCGAGCACAAUCGAAUCUAUCACAAAAAUCGGCCUCACAUAUGCGAGCACUGCGGAGAAACCUUCACCCGGAAUCAACAGUAUCAGAUACACGUCCAGGGACAUUUUAUAAGCAAAGAUAGAGUAGCGGAGCAAAAUUGUAAAAAAACUCACAAGUACAGCUGUAAAACAUGCGGUAUCGUUUUUAAUAAUCAGAAAUAUCUCGAAAAGCACAUCCAGAAAACCAACCACCAGGCGGAAGGUUUGGUGUGCGACAUUUGUAGUGCAAUAUUUUGUAACAGUAUCAAACUCAGCCAGCAUGUAAGCCGCACUCAUCACAACGUGUUUACACAGAAAGCUACCUUAGAAAGGAGCAUGCUGCUGCAGGAAACAAGCGUUACGGACAAAGCCUACACAUGUGAACAGUGUGGUGCCUCAUUUCUGUCCCAGCCCUCAUUGCGGGAACACAUCAAAACAUCACAUCCCGUUCCGGAUAACAAAUUUGAGUGCAAUAUUUGCAACAAACUGUUCGCCGCCAAACGGUCCCUCAAACGCCAUAAACUUUGCCAUUCGGAUGAGCGCGCCUUCCGUUGUACGGUGGAAAAUUGCAAGGAAUCGUACAAAAAUCAAUCGCACCUUGCUCGCCACAUGAAGACCGCCCACCACAUUGAUCCACCCUCGAAACGGUUGCAAAAGGCCAAAGCGGCCGCCGCAGCUGCAGCAGCAGCAACCAGUACAGCGAUCGUCUCAUCAGCUGACCCAAGCUCGGCAAGCACGGAUUUUAUCGGUCACGGUGACGGUGCCACAAUGGGUGGUGGAUCGUGUGACUCUCUAAAAGGCAUUGGCAGCACGUUGAAAAAAUCGCUCGGAAGCAGUGAAAAAUCGCUUGGCGACAGUAGUACUAACUUUAGCGACAAUCUGUCAUCGUUCAAUUACGAGUUUUCCGACACGACUGCAGGAACUUCAACGCCAGCAUUGACAGCGGCAGUAGGGACAAGUGGGGACGGUGGAACGGGUAUGAUGCUUACUGGCACCAGCACGUUAACAAGCAACCGUACAUCCUCUUUAACCUGCGCCGUAACCGGACCUCAUGCUGGUGGUGCAUUUAACGAUCCUGCCAUCAGUUUCGGCACGAGUAAACAACAACAGCAGCAACAACAGCAACAGCAGCAACACCUCGGUACAUGGCAGAAUCUCGAGUUUGCAGCAGCGGCAUCGCACCGUUCGACAACGGUUCCUGGCGGUGUGGGCAGCAUGCAACAGUUACAGGAUCCACUGGCAACGACAGGCGCUAGCUUCCUGGAUGGUGGUGGACACCAUCACAUUCAAAAUCAUCAAAACAUGCAGCACCAAGCGCACCUUCACGGGCAAGGAUCGAUCACGAAUCAGAUGAUCAGCUCGGGCAGCAAUUUUAUGACCACAAGCAAUUUACCUGGCAGCACAAGGAGAUUCCCUCUUCCGGAGAGUAAUUUCAUGUGCGAACAUUGCGAUGAAACAAACUUCAUCAACGCUCAGCAGUACCAGCUGCACGUGCAGGACCAUUUUGCUGCCAAGGAGGGUAAAGAUCAUGCGAGCAAAAAGCUGCUACGGUUAAUUUGUAAAACAUGCAAUCUGGUAUUUGCCACUGGAGCUCAGCUCGAUCGGCACAUUCAGAAAACGAAUCAUCACACGGAGAGCAUAGCGUGUGAAAUAUGUAGUGCAAUAUUCAACUCCAACUUAAAGGUUUACCAGCACAUGUUAAAAUGUCACAAGAAUGAUAUUUGGUUUGCUUGUGAACAAUGCUCAAAGGUUUUCAUAUUGAAACAGGACUAUGACAAGCAUCAGCUAGUGCACCAGACGGUGACGGAUCGGUCGAUCAUCUGUGAGCACUGCGCAUCGUCCUUCCUUACCCAGGAAGCACUAAAGGAACAUAUCAAAAUAGCUCACUCGAUGGACAAGAAAUACAAAUGUAACAUUUGCAACAAACUGUUCGCUGCCCGUCGAUCGCUUAAACGCCAUAAACUGUGCCACGAAGAGGAGGCAGCAUUCCGGUGUGUGGUCGACGGUUGCAAGGAAGCGUUCCGAACGGCGGCAAACCUGGCGAAGCACAAAAAGAUGGCACAUCCCGCGGUGCAUUCAGUUGCGGUUUCUGUAUCAGCCGGCAAUUUAAUGCCACACGACCCAAUCGUGGGCAAGGUCGAUGUUGGACUUGGCAUGCCUUCCGGAGUAAAGAUGGUGCCAGCCGGUGCGAUGGUUUCGACUGGAGCGUCUAACGCUCCAGUUGGUGGUGUCACAAUUAAGGGAAUGGAGAAAACGUUGCACCAUCAAGAUGUACCGGGUGUAACAAUGUCACCGGGAGGACAACAAAACAUGAUGGGCCAACUGGGUGCAAAUCCAAUGAUGGCAUUAAAUUCAGGACCUGGGCUUAAGACGGACGGACGAUCAUCCGCUGGCGGUAUGAUGGUGGUGCCACCGUCUAGAACGAGUAGUGCAGGAAGUAGUGCCGGGAUAAGUGGUAUUAAUAACGGUAGCAGUGGUGCUAAUAUACCCUACAACCCGUACGAUGCAGGUGGAAUGACCUACAACAGUGUGCUUGGUCCACCACCUGGUGUCGCUACUAGUGGACCUCACCAUCCCCAUCAUCAUCACCAUCAUCAGCUUCAGCAACAACAGCAGCAACAGCAUCAGCAACAACAGACCCAGCAUGUGCAUCACCAACCACAGACUCAUUCGCAUUUGCAUGCUCAGUCGCAGUUUGUUGGUAUGGGUAAUUACUCUACCCGUACGGGUGGAGGGAACGGUGCAGUCAGCAAUCCGGAACAACAACAGUCCGUUUCUAUGGCGUAUCGCAUGAGUGAAUCAGCUGUCCCCGGAAACAGCGCAACGGCAACAAGCUCCGCUAACAUUCCGUACGGCUACGGCCAGAUGAAUAAUGCCUUCGAUUGGCAAGGUAUUGAAAUGGGAGCAGGAGCCAAUGCCGAACCAGGCCUAAUUAGUGGAUCUGCUGGACAACCGCAAGGUACGCCAACUAAUAGUGGGAGUAUGAAAAAUGCUGCUAGCAAUAAAUAUUACAACGCAAUGCACGAGGCUGGAGCAGGUGCUGGAGGUGCGUCUACAGUUGGUGGUGGCAACACUGCGACGGGAUUUCUUUCACCGCAGCAAUUGCAACAUCAGUCUCCUCAUCACACGCAGCACUUGCACCAUGCGCAACAACAGCAGCAACAACAACAACAACAGCAACAUCUUCCACAUCACUCACAUCAUGCGCAAGUUGGUGGGCUGCAAAACAAGCCUGUGCAGGAUCAGCAUAACACUCAUCAACAACAGCAGCAGCAUCAGCAGCAACAUAUGAUGAAUAUGAAUAGUCAGGAGAUGCUGGGAUAUCAGGACAUGUGGAAUGCAAAUAUAAUGAAAAUGGACUUCCAAGAUGAAGGAAACAAUGCAAACACGGCAAGCAGUGGUGCUUACAGCAGUUUAGGAAACAUUCUGAACAACUUAGAAAUGAUGGGUGGAAGCAACAGCAAUUUCGAACAACAGCAAACCCAGCAGCAGCAACAGCAAACCUAUGAUAUGAUAUCAACCCCACGUACAAGCUCAGACACUCACCCACAGUCGAGAGUGCAGACUGCACAGUCACCCGCAUUAACGCCACAGCAAGUACAGCAACACCAACAUCAUCACCAGCAGCAACAGCAACAACAGUUGCAUCAGCAACAGCAACAGCAGCAAGCACAUGCGAAAGCAAGUCACUUCCACAAACAGCAACAUCCAUCGCACAGUCACGCUCAAAUGCUACCGGCAGUUGUAGAACCGGGACAAAUGGUGAACCAGCACCAUCACCAGCACCAACAGCAUCAACAUCAGCAACAGCAACAAUAUUUUCAGGAUCAUCAAGUGGCGCAUUCACAGCAACAGCAGCAGCAGCAUCAGCAAAUUGGUGCACCAGCCCUGGGAACGAUGCCACAUUCAAAAUCACUCGACCACUAUCAGGACGCUAAUAGUGCGGCUGCAGCUGCUGCUGCUGCUGCAUCAAACGCCAAUAUGUACGGCAUGAAUGUGUACAUGCAGAGACACUCCAUUGAUCAACCCUAUCACUACACGAUCGCUACGCCGUACGGUGGUUCGCAAGCGGCCGUAUCGUCGGCGGCUGCGAUGCAGCCAACAUACGAGGGUGGACCGAUCGAUGGAAUUCUAUCGUGUGGUGUCGGCGGCGGCGUAGGAAGUAGUGCUGGUGUAGGUGCCAGUGCUGGUGUAAGUUGCAGCAGUAACAAUCAUCCUUAUAACAAUGUUCCAGGCAGCGGUCGCUAUCCACCGCUAUCGUUGCAGUACGCCACCAACACCAGCUUCCCGAUGGGAAUACCGCCUGGACCGAUGUUUAUGAACGGUGGAAGCCAAAUGAAGCAUCAUCAAAAUGGAAUGGUUGAAGGAUGUGCAUCAUACCGGCAUGCGGCUAUGAAUCUUGGCUAUCCUUCCUACCGUGGUCCGAAUGGUAUGAUGCCACCGUCCUACUAUCAACCGGUGGAUUCAUCGAUCUACGGUGGCACCUCGAUGGCGGCAGCAGCUACUCAAACCGCAGCCUAUGGAACGGCAGCACAGCCAGGAGCGUCUAUUUUAAGCAGUAAGAAGAAAAUGUAUGAAGAUUACGAUAUUGGGUCUGGGGUACGCCGGAGUAACGAUACGUUACGAUCCUCCGGCAGUGGGUGUGCCAAAAAGCUCGACCGGUACCACAAAAAUUCCGAGCUACUGAUCGAUUAUGAGAGUGAUAUGUUGCCUGAAGCUUUGGCCGAAAGAAAUCUGAAAGAGCAGCAGCAGCAUCAUCACCACCAUCAUUAUUUACAUCACCAGACAUCGCGAAACUCACGGCAAUCGGAUUUCGACAGCUACGAAGAAGAACAGUUGCAGCGGGAACAAGAGCAGAGCAGCAACGUAAGCCGGCGGAUUUCCAGUAAAAAUCAAGACGGAAUCGGAUGCUACGAAACGUGGAACUACGUCUAUCAAAAUCUGGAAAAGCAAGGCUACACGAAGGAUCUGGGGGAACGAGGUGAUUUUUUGGCCGAUGAAAUGGACGACGAAGAUAACCGUGCGGGUGUGAUGGAGGAAGAGGACAUUCGACGAAGGCGUCGGAAUGAUAUUAUGGACGAGCAAGACGUGCAUCACUCGACCAGGAGAGAAUCAACCAAUGCUUCCUCCAGCACGACUCUUCGGCGUAAUCACAACGAGAAGCUAAAGGCCAUGAAACCGAAAGCGGCCGAUAAGGUAGAUGGUAUAAGCCGGCAAUCUUCAGCUGCCAUUAUCUCGUCUAGGCAUAAUUCAUCCGACGGGAGAAGACACGAACGUCAUCCUUCCUCGGGCUCGGGUGUUACUGCAACCAUGGUACAGAAAGUAACCAAAAUGUCACUUUCCAAUACCACAACUGAUGAUCUGUUGGGUCUUGAGCAGAACGGUGGUGGCGGUAAGAAUGAACCCACGGUCAGCAGUCGAAGAAGCUCGGUGUCGAAGAAGCAAAUCACACCUCAGGGCUCUGGAUCGUCUUCGUCUACCGGUCCCAUAAUGCCUAUGAAGGAAACGAAACACAGCAGUUCGACCACUGGAAUUCUGGUCAAUAAUCACCACAGCAACCACAAUGCGAAUAGCGGAACCGGAAGCGUUUAUCAAACCGGCAGUAAUACGUCAACGACGCAGGUGAAGAAGAAGACGACCACCUUCGAUACUGGUGCGGUAACGAUAAUAAACCCCAGCCCGACAGGUGGCAGUCCCGGAAACAGCGGCACACCAGCCGGUGCCGAAUGGAAUUGCAAUUUCUGUACCUACCUGAACCCGGAUGUCAAACGCAUCUGUGAUAUGUGCUCCAAGAGCCGAGACUUUCGGCUCGAUGGAACGACGACCACCAGCAAUGGGACUACUGCAACAUGUGUUUAA
Anopheles marshallii is the source of this 7074-nucleotide messenger RNA. RefSeq lists its product as uncharacterized. The transcript is spliced from 14 exons. Gene Ontology annotation, molecular function: RNA polymerase II transcription regulatory region sequence-specific DNA binding; DNA-binding transcription factor activity, RNA polymerase II-specific. Gene Ontology annotation, biological process: regulation of transcription by RNA polymerase II. Gene Ontology annotation, cellular component: nucleus. NCBI's taxonomy places the organism in Eukaryota, Metazoa, Arthropoda, Insecta, Diptera, Culicidae. The coding region runs from base 1 to 7074 and encodes 2357 amino acids. The record is from RefSeq and is a predicted model, not a curated record.